UCUCAGGUGUCUUAAACACAUUCAAACUGCUGCUGUCUAGUAGUAUGCGAAACGGUCAACAUAACACAUUGAUCGUGGUUUUGGAAGCACUGUGUUUUUUUAGAAAAUAAGUUUUAUAUGUUUAUAUAGUACUUUGUGUUCUUUUAUACAAAAUGACAACAGCGAAAGAAGAAACAUACAUCCCUGAUAUCAUUGUUGAUUCUACUUCUGGGGUGACAUACAAGAAAGGGCGGUUUUUCGGAAAGGGUGGAUUUGCAAGGUGCUAUGAAAUUACAGACACAAAAACGGGGAAUAUUUAUGCCGGGAAGAUCAUCCCUAAACGCUUAAUGAAAUCAAGUAAUCAGCGAGACAAGAUUAGUCAAGAAAUACAGAUUCAUAGCAGUUUAAGCCACAAUAAUGUUGUUGGUUUUUACGGAUAUUUUGAAGACAAUUACAAUAUUUACAUCGUCUUGGAGUUAUGCCGCAGUAGGUCGCUCAUGGAACUUCAUAAGCGGAGGAAAGCAUUGACAGAACCAGAAGUUCGGUAUUUUUUGCACCACUUGACUCUCGGAGUGAUGUAUUUACACCAACGUAAAGUGAUUCACAGAGAUUUAAAAUUGGGCAAUCUGUUUUUAAAUGAGAAUUUAGAAGUCAAGAUAGGUGAUUUUGGUUUGGCAGCGAGACUGGAAUUUGAUGGCGAACGAAAAAAGACUGUUUGUGGGACACCGAACUACAUAGCUCCCGAGAUUAUCAACAAGAAAGGACAUAGUUAUGAAGUGGAUAUAUGGUCAAUUGGCUGCAUCAUGUACACAUUGUUGAUUGGGAAGCCACCAUUUGAAACAAGUAGUUUAAAGGAAACCUAUUCAAGAAUAAAACGAUGUGAAUAUUACUUACCGUCACAAGCAAAGAUUUCAAAAUCAGCCGCAAAACUUAUUAGACAGAUGCUUCAACCAGAUCCAAAAUCUAGACCAAAAAUUUCGGAGAUUCCUCUAGCAGAGUUUUUCACUGACGGCUUGUUACCAAAGCAGUUGCCAACAACUUGUCUGACAACAGCUCCAAGGUUCGAUACUGUAAAAGCGGUGCAAGGAAGACGACCUCUGCUUGAAGUGAAUUCAGCUGGUGAAGCUGCUACAAUUUCUGCUGCCACCAAACCAAACUCAGGCCACAAGUGCUGUUCUGGAGAGAAUCCUGUGGCCUUAGAAUAUCGAAGAAACAUGAGAUCAUUAAUUGAACAGUUGGUUGGAGUUUUAAAGACAAAUCCUGGGGCUAAACCCAGUACUGUACCCUUGGAUGAGACAACAGAUCCUGCAUCUCACCCAUUUGUGUGGAUUAGUAAAUGGGUUGAUUAUUCAGAUAAAUAUGGUUUUGGCUAUCAGCUGUCUGAUGAUAGUGUCUGUGUUAUGUUCAACGAUUACACGAAGUUGAGCUUGCAUCCCAACCGAAAGAAUCUCUAUUACAUACUGGAAAACGGAGAAGAAAAGUUCUACACUGUUGAUAGUUACCCUGAUACAUUGGCAAAGAAGAUGAAGUUGUUGAAGUACUUUGAACGGUACAUGCAGGAUAAUCUGAUAAAAGCGGGAGCUGCAGUUCCUGUAAGAGAGUGUGAUUCCAUUAGCAGACUUCCAUACAUGUAUCAGUGGUUUCGGACGUCCAAUGGUGUUGUUAUGGUGUUGUCAAAUGGAACAGUUCAGGUGAACUUCAUCGAUCACAACAAAAUUAUUCUUUGUCCAUUGAUGGGUGCAGUGACAUUUAUUGAUGAUAGUCAAAACUUCAAUACAUUCAAAUUCUCUUCAUUAAAACAAUAUGGAUGCAGCAGUGCAUUAGCACAAUGCCUCAAGUUUGCAUAUGACAAGUUGUCUUCACUACUAGCACCAUAAGUCACCGUGCUUAGCGUUGGUAUAUGGAUACUUCCAAUGUCUACAGAAACCAGACUGACACUUUGUGUUUCUCUGUAGGUUUCAAAAGGCCUGUUACUCUACGCGUAUAGUAGUGGUUGCAAACUGUUGAUAUGGUCUUGCUGUGUGUUGCACUUGAUAGUUUGUGUCAUGAAAUCUGAUUUUUAUGAAGGUAUGGCACAGGAUGUGAGUUGGGAGCUUGUGUUAAGGUCUAUGAAAAGUGCACGUUUCAUGUGAUCCAAACUAAUGUGUGGAAGGAGGGAACUGUUUAACAGCCAUACUUGUAAUAAAAAUUGUGAAACGAAAUGACAAUUCUGAGCAAAAAGAUUGUGACAGUGGAUCUUUUAGACUGUGGAACUAUGCCCAUAUUUUUAAGAAUAUUUCAUUGAGAUUGACAGGCAGUUUUUUGAAGCUCCAGAAAUUGCGAACAGUCACCAAAAUAAGUCAAAAUAUUUUUUAUAGACUAUUGUUAGUAUUAUUUUUGUUUUGCACACUAUUAUAUAUAUCAUUUGUAAAUUUCUAUUGUUGGAUUUUGUUUUUACAAUAAUAAAUUGUCCCAUUUAAGUAACUGAGUUCACAUGUUGAUAAAAGAUACUGCAUUGCUUCUCUCUCUCUCUCUCUCUCUCUCUCUCUCUCUCUCUCUCUCUCUCUCUCUCUCUCUCUUUUCCCUGCCCCCCUCCCUUUCUGCCUUGUUCUCUGACACAUUCUUUACCUCCCAUCUGUCCCCACACCCCUUGCUGUCACCACCUUUUUUAUAUUUUUUUCCUAGAAGAAUGUGAAGUUUUAAUGUAGUGUGUGUUUUAUAUGUUAAUGUUUUUUCAUCCCUUAUCUGUUCUUUUAUAUAUUAAUAGAUACCUACUCCUGUGAAAUAAAAUAUUUUAAACUGUAA
Schistocerca americana (American grasshopper) is the source of this 2763-nucleotide messenger RNA. It is a transcript of the gene polo, whose product is annotated as serine/threonine-protein kinase polo. Gene Ontology annotation, cellular component: nucleus; centrosome; spindle pole. The record is from RefSeq and is a predicted model, not a curated record. The coding region runs from base 153 to 1856 and encodes 567 amino acids. NCBI's taxonomy places the organism in Eukaryota, Metazoa, Arthropoda, Insecta, Orthoptera, Acrididae. Gene Ontology annotation, molecular function: protein binding; protein serine/threonine kinase activity; ATP binding. Gene Ontology annotation, biological process: regulation of cytokinesis; mitotic cell cycle; protein phosphorylation. The transcript has 10 exons.